AUGGGUGGUCACAAUAUGGAUGACAGGGGUAUGCAGGUGUUUACAGAUAUUGGUGUACUAUCCUGGAAUGUUCGAGGCUUGGUCAAUAAGUUCUCGCAGAGACAGUUGAAAGAUCUUCUAUUCUUGCACAGACCGACUUUCUGUUUUGUCAUGGAACCUCAAUGCCUCUUCGGGAGACAUGAGCCCUGGCUACAACACUGUGGUUAUGAUCGAGUGUUCAUUUCGGAAGCGACAGGUAGAAGUGGUGGCAUCUGGCUUCUCCAGAAGACAGGACACCCAUUUUGGGUUUCUGUUAUUCACACUUCGGCCCGGGUUAUUUCUAUCAGCAUCGGGCGUGGUGGUCGUCAAUGGGCGCUCACGGGGAUUUAUGCCUCGCCCUGUUUUCGAGAACGGCUCAGUGAUUGGGAGAGCCUUAAGGCAGCUCGUUUGAUCUGUGAAGGGCCAUGGUGUGUCAUAGGGGACUGGAACGAGGUUACUGGCCCAUCUAAUUCCACGGGCUGCUCCUUCAUUCAACAACGAGCUAAUGCCAUUAAUGACGUCUUGCAACAUUGUGAUCUUACAGUCCUUCAGAGCAUUGGGCCGCCCUUCACAUGGCGUAGAUCCUCAACGGGAGACAAUGUUCACUCCCAGAAAUGCCUAGAUUACGCCGCAGCGGAUUCAGAUUGGAUUGCCAACUUUCCAUUCGGGAUGGUGGAGACUCUUAAUAGAGGUAAUAGUGAUCAUAACCCGCUCCUGCUGCAUUGUCAUCACGAACCAAACACUCAGGGGCUUCCUCCAUCGCCUUUUCGAUGGCAUGAGGCAUGGGCAGACCACCCCGAGUAUCGUAAUGUUCUGACUGAGAAUUGGAACCUCGGCAAUGCAGACCUCUUGUUCAAUAUGAAUUCUAUCAGGGAUGCAUCUUCCACGUUCAACCGGACAUGUUUCGGUAAUAUUGGGGCUCGUAAACGCAAAAUUCAACGUCGCUUAUUGGGUAUCCAACGCAUCCAAACGCGGGUAGAUUCGGCGCGACUCGCAAUCCUUGAGGGGCAACUUCUGAAGGAAUACAACACCAUCCUUCAUCAGGAAGAGCUCAUUUGGUUCCAGAAAUCUAGGGAAAAAAUUCUUUUGCACGGGGAUCGCAAUACUCGAUAUUUCCAAACAGCCGCCAAAAUCCGCAGAAACAAAUCGGCCAUUCACGGGCUUCAAAUUUCCAACUGCUGGACAUCAGAUGAAGCAACUCUCAGAGGACACGCGAUGGCUCACUUUGAGAGUCGGUUUACGGAUAGCCCCAUAAUCCCCAUUGGUUGCGACUACACCGAGCCUCUUUCGCCUCCGACUCCCGAUAUAGUGCUAUCGGUCACACAGACACCUUCCAACAUGGAAAUCAAACUGGCGGUCGACUCCUGCCCACCCUAUUCGGCCCCGGGCCCAGAUGGUUUCCCAGCUGCUUUCUUCAAAAAAUUUUGGCAUCACAUCGGGUCGGACACGUGUGAAUUUAUUCGCAAUAUUUUUGCUAAUGUCACCCUUAUCAUGAAGUGUGUGACAUCCGCUCAUUUUGCUAUCCUUUGGAAUGGUCGGCCAACUUCAGGUAUUUACCCUUCUCGGGGGUUACGCCAAGGGGACCCGAUUUCCCCUUACUUGUUCGUUAUCAUAAUGGAGCGCCUUACCAGAACCAUCAAUCGGGAGGUCAGGACGGAAAACUGGGAUCCCAUUAGGUUGUCUCGGGGAGGGCCGGCUAUUAGUCACUUAUUAUUCGCUGACGAUGUUUUGAUUAUGGCUCAAGCUAAUAUUGCCACUGCCAUAACGGUCAAUAAAGUUCUUCAUGCAUUUGCGGACGAAGCGGUCCUCGCGAUUAACUUGAGUAAAUCCCAAAUAGUUUUCUCAGCGGCCACAUCAGAAGCGAAGCGUAACCGGAUUUGUCAACAGCUCUCCAUCCCAACGACGGCCAAAUUUGAUAAAUAUCUGGGCUUCCCCAUCAUUGCUGGGAGACAUAAGAUUUCCCACUUUGAGUUCAUUUUAGAGCGCAUCGCUGGGCGGCUACCCCCGUGGCGCGCUAAAUUCCUAAACAAGGCUGCCCGGACUACGUUAGCGCGCUCAGUUCUCGCCACCAUUCCAGUCUACUUUAUGCAAAUAGCGUGGUUCCCGGAAAAGACUUGCCAACAAAUUGAUAGCAUCAUGAAGCGGUUCAUCUGGAAAGACCGCGAUGGACGGGGCCUUCACCUUGUCAAGUGGCCCACAGUGGCCACGCCUCGUCGCUCGGGAGGCCUAGGACUUCGUCAAACUCGGCAAAUGAAUAUAGCUAUGUUAGGUAAAAAAGUCAGCGAAUAUAUUGAAGGCACAUCAUCCCUUUGGGUUGAAGUUUUGACUGAUCGUUUUGGCAGGGGAUAUGAGGGGAUCAAAGGGUCCAAGAUCCAAUCUUCUUCAGUCUGGACAGCAAUGAGGAGGUGUUUUUCGAUCAUCGAGAAGGGGUUCACUUACAGGAUGGGUAAUGGGGAGACCAAUUUUUGGGAGGGAGUUUUUUUCCAAGGCAAACCCAUCAAAUGCCUUGUGGACUACGUGCAUAUAUCUGAUUCCGACAAAUCAUGCCGGGAGUUAAUCGCUAAUGGGCGAUUUGAUAUGAAGUCGUUGCACACGAGGUUCCCAGCACAUAUUGCUAGGGCUCUGAAAGAUGCCUGA
Molecule: messenger RNA, 2655 nt
Organism: Striga hermonthica
Lineage: Eukaryota; Viridiplantae; Streptophyta; Magnoliopsida; Lamiales; Orobanchaceae
Source: the annotation of a GenBank genome assembly